Molecule: messenger RNA, 591 nt
Organism: Python bivittatus (Burmese python)
Lineage: Eukaryota; Metazoa; Chordata; Lepidosauria; Squamata; Pythonidae
Gene: NDUFA13
Product: NADH:ubiquinone oxidoreductase subunit A13
Cellular component (GO): respiratory chain complex I
Source: RefSeq, a predicted model, not a curated record
GAGGCGAGCGGGCGUUCGGGCUGGAAGCGCCGGGUCGGGUCGGAGCUGCCCACUGCCAAGAUGGCGGCGGGAGCCUGGAAGGUGAAGCAGGACAUGCCGCCGGCGGGCGGCUACGGACCAAUCGACUAUAAGAGACGAUUGCCCCAACGGGGGCUCCCGGGUUAUGGCCUUCUUGCCAUUGGACUUGGGGCUUUUGUUUUUGGCUCUUAUGUCAUUUUCAAAUGGAACUGGGAGAGAAGACAACUAGCCUUUGAAGAACUGGAAGCGCGGAUAGCAAUGAUGCCUCUCUUAAUGGCCGAAGAGGACCGAAGGACACUACGCCUCUUGCGUCAUAAUUUUGAUGAGGAAACCAAGAUCAUGAAAGAUGUUCCUGGCUGGCAGGUGGGGGAGUCUGUCUUCCACACCACACGUUGGGUGGACCCCAGAAUUGAGGAAUUGUACUACCUUCACCCAGCAAAAACUCGGCAACAGGCCUACUUUGGGUUCUCAUUGAGCACAUAAGCAAGGAUUGUGGAAGGAACCAUGUCUCUUGCUUUCCCAGGAUGGGACAUAUUUCUUAAUAAACUAAUGCUCUGUGGAGCAUCAACCCUC